AUGCGCCUUUCAUUUGUGCUCGGUUGUCAAAAUGCCGUUCCAUGGUGCUACACCAUCCAAUUGCUUGAAUUAGAUUCCUCAGAAUCUCAUAAUCUUAGAAUAUCAGAAUAUCCUAAUCUCAGAAUCUCAGAAUCUCAGAAUCUCAGAAUCUCAGAAUCUCAGAAUCUCAGAAUCUCAGAAUCUCAGAAUCUCAGAAUCUCAGAAUCUCAGAAUCUCAGAAUCUCAGAAUCUCAGAAUCUCCAAAUCUCAGAAUCUCAGAAUCUCAGAAUCUUUAGAAUCUUGGAAUCUCAGAAUUUCAGAAUUCCAGAAUCUCAGAAUCUCAGAAUCUCAGAAUCUCAGAAUUCCAGAAUCUCCGAAUCUCAGAAUUCCAGAAUCUCCGAAUCUCAGAAUUUCGGAAUCUCAGAAUUCCAGAAUCUCAGAAUCUCAGAAUUCCAGUAUCUCAGAAUUUCGACAUCUCAGAAUUCCAGAAUUUCAGAAUCUCAAAUAUCAGAAUAUCCUAAUCUCAGAAUCUCAGAAUCUCAGAAUCUCAGAAUCUCAGAAUCUCAGAAUCUCAGAAUCUCAGAAUCUCAGAAUCUCAGAAUCUCAGAAUCUCAGAAUCUCAGAAUCUCAGAAUCUCCAAAUCUCAGAAUCUCAGAAUCUCAGAAUCUUUAG
Molecule: messenger RNA, 651 nt
Organism: Caenorhabditis briggsae
Lineage: Eukaryota; Metazoa; Nematoda; Chromadorea; Rhabditida; Rhabditidae
Exons: 3
Coding region: 1-651 (216 amino acids)
Source: RefSeq, a predicted model, not a curated record